This is a messenger RNA of Cooperia oncophora, 609 nucleotides long. The record is from the annotation of a GenBank genome assembly. Lineage: Eukaryota; Metazoa; Nematoda; Chromadorea; Rhabditida; Trichostrongylidae.
AUGGCAGCAUGGUGUGCAGAAAAUCUACGCGAUCUCGAGGGCUGGAAAGCUUCUGGUCUGGCUCUUUCGACACCGUCUAAUGAGUGCGCCAAGUUGUUCGACGGUGCUCUUCGACAACUCAUCUCAUGGUCAGAUUGUGACGCUCUUGGAGGCCUCAUCAAGACACUUGAAGAUAUGAAAGCUGCUGAUCCACAAGCAGUGCUUCCUCGAGCAUUCCGACUUGGCCUGGAAGGACUUGGCACCGGAACGUGUGCUCGAGUCAAUGAGACCUUCAGAAAUAACCUCGAGCAGGUCUGCGCUGACGCUCAAGCGUACGGUAAUCCAAGGGAGAUGAAACAUGCGGAAGCUGUUCAGUUGUGGGGCCAAGGAAAGAUGAGGGCUGCCGCGAAUAUCUGGGAGGAUAUUCUCAUUGAAUAUCCAACCGAUUUGAUGGCAAUUAAACUCGCUCACGAGGCGUACUUCUUCAUGGGCGAUGGUAAAGGAAAACGUGAUUCGGUCAAAGCUGUGAUACCAAAGCACAGCAGGAACGGAACCCUGCUACAGGUAGUCCAGUGGGAUUGUUUUACUGUACUUCACUUCGUUAGCCAAGGCACGUCCCGCUGGGGAUAG